AUGACGCCUCCGUUUGUGUUUAGCGCAGCGCUUUCUGGGCACCAAUCGGAUGUCCGCGCGCUCGCGUCCUAUCGUACGCCGCAAGGCGUGACGCUGCUGCUCUCCGGCUCUCGCGAUCAGACUGCGCGUUUAUGGCUCCACCACCCAGACGGGUCCUUUACGAGCACGGUGAUCGACAAUGGCAACGGAUUCGUGAAUGCAGUUGCAUUCUUUGAGGAUAUCGACGAGCAGCUAUACGCGCUCGUCGCCGGGCAAGACGCGCUGAUCAAUGCGUAUUCCAUCACGCUCGGCGGCCGCAUUGGCGCCGUAAAGCUCUCGAGUACGCCGCGGUUCACACUGGUCGGGCAUGUUGACAAUGUAUGUGCACUGGGUGUGUUUGGGAGCGAGUACAUUGCGAGCGGGAGCUGGGAUGCCACGGUCCGGAUUUGGAAGAACUGGGAGUGCGUCGCGACGCUGGCAGGGCACGAGGCUGCGGUAUGGAGUGUCCUGCCUAUUGAUGCCGACCGUGUCUUGUCGGCGUCCGCGGACAAGCGCGUGGUGCUAUGGUCCAUACGCCACGCAACGAUGCUAGCCACAUUUUCCGGCGCCAAGCAUCCCGCGCGCGCGCUGGCAAGUGUAGGAGCGCAGACAUUUGCGAGCAGCGGAAAUGACGGCGAGAUUCGGUACCACGCACUGAACAAGACGGACAGCGCGCCCAAUGCCACCAUUCCAGCACACACCAACUUUGUGUACUCGCUCGCGUCGCUGCCCAACGACGGCCUCGCGAGCAGCGGCGAGGACCACAGCGUGCGGAUUUGGCGCGAUACUUCGCUUGAGCAAGUCCUGACACUUCCGGCCAUCUCUGUAUGGUGUGUGUGCACGAUGCCGAACGGCGAUCUCGCGUGCGGAACAAGCGACGGGGUGGUCCGUGUUUUUUCGCGGGAUGCUGCGCGAGCUGCUUCCGACGAUGCACUGCGUGCUUUCAAAGCGGCUGUUGCGUCCCAGACAUUUAGUCCGACCGAGGUAGAUGCCACGACGCCCCGCGGCGAGCCUGCGAUCCUCAGCCAUCCAGGAAGAGAAGGCGAACUUGUGCUUGUGCAAAAUGGUUCGCACGCUGCACUGCACCAGUGGAGCGCUGCCAACCAGGAGUGGGAACAGAUCGGCCUUGUCACAGAUACUGCCGGUGCAGCGCAGAAAAAGGUGCUCGACGGGAAAGAGUAUGACUAUGUGUUUGACGUGGACGUUGCAGACGACGCGCCGCCGCUCAAGCUUCCGUACAAUGCAAAUGAGAAUGCGUACGAAGCUGCGAAUAGGUUCCUCCAGGCCAAUAACCUUCCUGCGAGCUACUUGGACGAGAUUGUGGGCUUCCUUGAGAAGAAUACCAAGGCGCUCGGCCUCGCCCCGCCGACAAGCGCCGAUCCGUUCACGGGCGCGUCCAAUUACAACAUGGAUGCAGCCGUGGAUCCGCUCACUAGCAGCGACGGAAUUCGCAGCGCCCAGCCGCAGCUGCGCACUUUUCCUCAAACGCAGUACCUUGCGUUUACGCAGACCAACAUGCCUGCCGCGCGUGCCAAAAUUGCGUCGCUCCAAGGCCCGGAUGCGCCGCUAUCGCCGCUUGCGCAGCGCGAGCUCGACGUACUGGUCGACGUGCUGGCACAUCCAAGCGCAGAAGCGGUGGAUGUACGUAUUCUUACCCAGCUGCUCUCGUCAUGGCCGCUUCCGAAGCGCUUUCCUCUCCUCGAUCUCCUGCGCAUUGCCGCGACGCAUAAAUGCACCGUGCCAUUCUCCACCAUUGCCGCGGAUGCACUCGUGGGUGCUGCAUGGGACAGCUUGGCACAAGCGUCCGAUACAAAGGUCGCAGAGACGAAUGCAAUGCUCGCGCUCCGCACCUUGGCGAAUGGAUUUGUCGCGCCGGGCGGCCCUGACGCAGUGCAGGCCAUGAUGAUGGAGACGCUGGCGACGAUUCGCUACGCGCCCUGGCGAGUUUUGAACAAGCACGGCCGUAUUGCGUUGGCGACCGUUGUGUACAAUUUUUCUGUGAAUGCCGUGCAACUUCGAGGAUUUGGCAAUGCAGGGAUGCUGCUCGACAUGACCAUCGAGCUGCUUUCCAACGAGGGCGAUAGCGAAAUGCGCUUCUUCCCUUCCGCGCCCGCAGUGCAGCCAAGCGUUGGAUCUUGCCGCGGCGUGCCCGUCCAAGAUUGA
Messenger RNA from Malassezia vespertilionis, 2181 nucleotides. RefSeq lists its product as uncharacterized. The transcript has 6 exons. Gene Ontology annotation, biological process: proteasome-mediated ubiquitin-dependent protein catabolic process; ubiquitin recycling. The record is from RefSeq and is a predicted model, not a curated record. Gene Ontology annotation, molecular function: ubiquitin binding. Gene Ontology annotation, cellular component: cytoplasm; nucleus. Bases 1 to 2181 code for a protein of 726 amino acids. NCBI's taxonomy places the organism in Eukaryota, Fungi, Basidiomycota, Malasseziomycetes, Malasseziales, Malasseziaceae.